AUGGAGGACGCGGAGAUCAUAGUGAUUGGUGCUGGUCCGUCGGGAAUUGCUCUCGCCCACACGAUCAAGCAUAAAUUGGGUUUCCACGAUUUCACAAUCUACGAAAAGCUUGACGGUCCUGGUGGAACAUGGCGCAUGAACAAAUACCCAGGGGUAGGAUGUGAUGUGCCCACCAUAUUGUAUUCAUUUUCUUUCAACCAGAACCCAAACUGGUCCAAAGAGCUCUGUGAGGGCCCAGAGAUUUUGGAAUAUAUGGAUGAUACAGUGGAUAAAUUCGACUUGCGAAAACACAUGCAUUUUGGAGUCGAGUGUGUCUCUGCAUCCUGGAACGAAAAGGGGUUCUGGGAAGUUCGACUUCGCGAUACCAAAACCAAGAUCGAAUACACUCGCACAGCUACCAUCUUCAUCUCUGCUGUGGGUGGAAUCUCCAAGCCACGAGACACUAAAUUCCCGGGAAUGGAGAAGUUUACCGGAGAGAUUUUCCAUACAGCCCAAUGGAAUUCUCAGUAUGAUUACCGGGGCAAACGUCUUGCAGUGAUCGGUAAUGGGUGCAGUGCCGCCCAGGUGGUCCCUGCCAUUGCGAAAAGCGCUGGAUUGGUAAAGCAGUACGCUCGAAGCGCACAAUGGUACCACGAGCGGCCUAAUCGCAACUUCACUGCCGCUGAGAGAUGGUGCUUGAGGAAUAUUCCACUAUGGGAAAGAUAUCUUCGUUUUCGUCUGUUUCUCUCCUGCGAUGCUCUAGUUACAACCUACCUGCCUGGCAUCGCGGCAGAAAGAAUCCGCGCCAAAACGGAAAAGGGCGCCCGUCAGUACAUACAUGAUACUGCCCCCAAGAAAUAUCACAAGACUCUUGUUCCAGACUUCCCACUAGGCUGCAAAAGAAGAAUUUUCGACCCGAACUACCUCGAGAGUCUCCACCGUGAAAACGUUGAGCUGGCCGGUGUUGGGAUUGAUCAUAUCGAUGAGACUGGCAUUGUCAGUACCGAUGGCGUACGAACCGAGUUCGAUGCAAUCGUCCUGGCCACAGGUUUCGACGUGCAGCAAUUCAUCGUUCCCAUGGAGCUGUACGGUACGGGCGGCAGAAGCCUGUCUCAGCAGUGGAAGGAAUCCAGAGGAGCACAGGCCUAUAUGGGUGUUUACGUCCAUAACUUCCCAAAUAUGGGCAUAUUGUUUGGACCCAACACCUUCCCUGCGCACAACUCGGUUCUUUUCGCCUCGGAAGUUGAGGUCGACUACCUGGCUCGCACUCUAAUCGCCCCCAUUAUCGAUGGCCGUAUUUCAACCCUGGAAGUCAAAUCCACAGUUGAGAACCAAUGGGUGAAUUCUCUCCAAGUGAAGCUCAAGGGGACUGUCUUCGAGGCCGGUUGUUCCAACUGGUAUAUCAACCAGCAUGGGCGGAACUCGGCCUCGUGGCCAGGAUAUGCUUCUAGCUAUUGGAGAGAGACACUUAAAUCCCAGCUUGGGGUCUUCAAGAAGACACCAGGCUCAAGCCUUUGGUAUUUGAACACCCUGCGGCGCUGGAUCAGAACUACCAGCAUUUAUGUAUAUGGGGCGGCGUUGAUUUCCUUGGUCACCCUUUUAUGGUUUAAAGAUGGUGCUGCUCAGCAAAAGUUGAUCCAGAUGGCGCGCAAUGCCAUUUCCUAUGGCCGUGCUUAA
Molecule: messenger RNA, 1656 nt
Organism: Penicillium macrosclerotiorum
Lineage: Eukaryota; Fungi; Ascomycota; Eurotiomycetes; Eurotiales; Aspergillaceae
Product: flavin-containing monooxygenase
Exons: 6
Coding region: 1-1656 (551 amino acids)
Molecular function (GO): NADP binding; flavin adenine dinucleotide binding; N,N-dimethylaniline monooxygenase activity
Source: RefSeq, a predicted model, not a curated record